CGGCAGGCGGCAUCUGCUGUCCGCUAGCGCCAGUCUCCGGCGGGCGGGCGACGACCCGUAGCGUCAAUCACCGUCGCCGCUGGCCCGGUCAAUCUAACCGGUCCUGCACGGCCGGGGAAUUUGAGCGCCAUGUCCAGCCACGAUUCUCUUCUCCCCAGUCCAGUCUCCGGUGCCAGAUCGUGCGUGCGUGCAUAUAAGCCGCGGCCACUCCGUUCCCCGGCUCGUAAGCUAAGCUAGCACAGUACUGUGGCGACAUGGCAAGGCUCCUCCUCCUCGCCGCCGACCACGCCGCCGGAGCGCCGGGGGCGGCGAGUCUCGUCCUCGUCCUCGUCGUGGUGCUCGUCGUCGCGGCGGUCGUCGUGUCGCUCUGCACCACCAGCACGCACGCGAAGCUGUGGGGGCGGCAGCGCGGGUCCUCCUCGUCCGCGCCGUUGCCGAAAUCGGACAGCAGCGUCGGCGCGAGCAACCGGAGGCGCCUGCUGUCGGCCACGCUGAGCGGGAUCGGCGGCAAGGCGGCCAGGAUGGUGUCGUGGAACAGGCGCUCUCCGGCGCCGGGCGGCAGCAGCGACGACGAGGAGGCGGUGGCCGAUCUGGGGCUGGACGACGACGACGAGGCCGUGUGGCGGAAGGCCAUCAUCAUGGGGGACAAGUGCCGGCCGCUCCAGUUCUCCGGGCACAUCGCCUUCGACUCCGACGGCAACCAGCUGCCCCCGCCGCCGCCGGCGGCAAUCAAGAAAGCCGGCCCCGACGUCCACGCCGAGAAUUAAAAUUAACAUCUCGAGUUCUCGAUCACCCGUGGACGGACGUUCGCGUCAACUAAUCAAGUCAACCGAGUCGCGGUUUCUUCUUCUCGAUUUUUGGUGUACUCGUAUGCACGUACGUAGCGACGGCAUGCAAAGGUUUGGCGCGUCCGGUGUACUCGUAUGCACGUACGUGAGUGAGUUGUACAUAAAGUGUGUCAUGUGCCCUUCAUUUUGGAACAAA
This is a messenger RNA of Triticum aestivum (bread wheat), 984 nucleotides long. RefSeq lists its product as uncharacterized. Lineage: Eukaryota; Viridiplantae; Streptophyta; Magnoliopsida; Poales; Poaceae. The coding region runs from base 255 to 767 and encodes 170 amino acids. The record is from RefSeq and is a predicted model, not a curated record. The transcript has a single exon.